AUGGAGUGCAGAGGUCUUCUUGUUUUCUGCACGCUCUUUUUCUGCUCUUUGGGAGUCAUUUACUCAUCUCGGGCCCGCAGACAUCACACACACCUGGAGAACAGUUCAGCGUAUAUAAAUCAUUCAGCUAGUCAUCGUAUUAGAUACCCUUCAUACAUGAUGCAGCUGUACCGCUCCUUCAGUGCCGCCGACUCCAUCUCCUCAAUGGCUGUCAACACCUUCACAGCUCAAAGGGACCAACCUGCAGUUCACAACUCAGAUUCUGUCCUGAGUCUAAUGGCCAAAGGUUGCCAUCAAGCGGGUGACACAUGGACGGUCACAUUCGACAUGUCCUCUAUCUCUACCAGUCAGCUUGUCCAGCUUGCUGAGCUUCAAAUCCGACUCCCGGCUUUCUCUGCCUCCAAACGUGCCACUGUGGAUUUAUAUCACUCCCGGAAACAGAGCUGUGACCCGGACAGCACUUUGUGCGAGGAGGAGGUUGUCUUCUUGGGGAGCUUUGCCGCAAAACCAAGUAGCACAAAGUCUUCCUGGAGGGUAUUCGAUGUGACCGCUCUCUUGAAAUACUGGCUCUAUCAGGGAGGUGAGGUGCUGAACCAAGAGGCUUCUGGGGAGCCUGAGAACAGCGAUGGGCGCAGUCAAGAUGUGGGCAACUGGGGAACAGUGCAAAAAAAAGUACAACAUCCAACCACAAAUCGGGUAAUGAUGGUUAUCUUCUCCAAACACAACAUGCCCCAGGAUGCCCCUGCAGCUUACAGUCUUAUUCACACUGUAGAGAACUCCAAGUAUCUAAAAGCCAACAGGGUCAAGAUUGACAAUCAAAGCAGACGCCACAAAAGGAACCGAUUGGGGGCCCUGAGAGUUAUUGACGGACCUGUACCUACCGUGGCCCCCGUAGUGGAGCAGGCUCAGGGGCCACUGUGUCGCAGGGUGGAUAUGUGGGUAGACUUUGACCACAUCGGCUGGGAUGAGUGGAUCAUCCAUCCUAAGCGCUACAAUGCCUAUCGCUGUGAGGGAGAGUGUCCGAUACCACUGGACGAGUCCUUCAACCCCACCAACCACGCCUACAUGCAGAGCCUGCUCAAACAUCACCACCCAGGAAGAGUGACUUGCCCUUCGUGCGUGCCGACGCGCCUCACCCCGCUCUCCAUGUUGUACUACGAGAACGACGACCUGACCCUGCGACACCACGAGGACAUGAUUGUUGAGGAGUGUGGUUGCCAUUGAAGCCAACCAAAAUUACCGAAUUACUAUCAAAUUAAACUUGAAUUAUUUUGUUUUUGUUCUCAUAUUAAUUGUAAUAAAAAAAUUGUAAUGAGCAU
This is a messenger RNA of Cyprinodon variegatus (sheepshead minnow), 1319 nucleotides long. RefSeq names its product nodal homolog. The transcript has 3 exons. Gene Ontology annotation, cellular component: extracellular region. Lineage: Eukaryota; Metazoa; Chordata; Actinopteri; Cyprinodontiformes; Cyprinodontidae. Gene Ontology annotation, biological process: SMAD protein signal transduction; BMP signaling pathway. Bases 1 to 1224 code for a protein of 407 amino acids. The record is from RefSeq and is a predicted model, not a curated record. Gene Ontology annotation, molecular function: cytokine activity; growth factor activity; type I activin receptor binding.